CCAGUGCCUUUGUCAAAGUUAUCGAAGACGAGAAAGAUGAAGAACUUUUUAUCUUCAGCGGAUGAGGCGACUCGUGCAUCGUUCAGGUCGAUCAAUGACAUUGAAGGGUUAAACACUCUCAUGAUGGUGCUCUUGGGAUGGUCGAAGCACGAUACCCUCAGACGGCGAAAGGGCGCAUACAAGUUCUUCUCCCUCUUCUGCGAAGAGACUGAACUGGAUACUUCGCUAUAUCAGACAGUUUAUCUCUGCCAUGGAAGACGAUUACGAGGAUGUUUACGCCAGUGCCCUACAAACCAUCGACGUAUUCCUCAGAUCCGUUCCCAAAGACGAACUUGAAUCGCUCGUGGUCCCCUUGCGGCGGAGUGUCGAGUCUACAGGUGCUCCGAGUCACUUUGUUCCUGGUUUCAGUGUCCCCAAGGCAGUUGGGCCUCUCGUUCCGGUCAUUAUCGCUGGUCUGACUACCGGUAGUAACGAGCAGCGGGAACAAGCAGCGUAUGCUAUUGGUCAUCUCGUGGAACGUACGGAAGACACUGCAAUCAAACCAUUUGUGGUAUCUUUCACCGACCUGCUGAUUCGAGUGGCGACACAAGCAACGUCGUACCGACGGGCGGUCAAGACGGCCAUUCUGGGUCCACUGACAUCAAUGUUGGAACGUAUACCUGCGUUCGUGAAACUGCUCUACCUUCAGCCGCAGAGGACGUUUGUCAAGGGCGUGAGCGACCCCGCAGGUAUUGUCGUUAGGAAUAAAGCGGCCAAGGCGUUGGGCGUGUUGAUGAAGAGCCAGCCUAGGUGGAUGCAGCCGUGAUGGAGCUUAUCGCAGGAGCAAAAAGUAACUUUGAUGACGGUAUUGGUAGCAGUGCAGUGGUGGCGCUUGCGCAUGUGAUGAGGAGUGCGAAGGAGAACGUAGGUGAAAAGGCGAGGGAAGCGUGUGUCGACCUUGCGAUCGAUGCAUAUAGGGGAAUCUCUGGUGAAUCAUAUAUAUAAGCUAUUGCUUCGUUAGUGGCAGCGUUAGCCAUCUUCCCGGACCACCUCCAACCUGCUUUCGAGUGCGUAUUGUAUUUUUUCCUGUCCUCAGUUUUUUCUGGGUUUUUUCUAAAGCAG
This is a messenger RNA of Guyanagaster necrorhizus, 1101 nucleotides long. RefSeq lists its product as uncharacterized. Bases 251 to 805 code for a protein of 184 amino acids. Gene Ontology annotation, cellular component: cytosol. Gene Ontology annotation, molecular function: protein kinase regulator activity. The transcript has 3 exons. Lineage: Eukaryota; Fungi; Basidiomycota; Agaricomycetes; Agaricales; Physalacriaceae. The record is from RefSeq and is a predicted model, not a curated record. Gene Ontology annotation, biological process: regulation of translation; cellular response to amino acid starvation.